AUGGAAUUCGACUUCCACUCGUACAACAAAAGGCUUCAGCAGAUAUCUGUGCCGGUUGGGGCUUUGAAGCAACCGUGGUGGCCGCGGUGGCUCGCGUACGCGGAGACGGCGGUGGAUCAGCGUGGCGGGACCCCGGAUGCUGCGAACCACCUGCAGGAAUGGGCUGAGAGGCAUGGUGCGUUCGACGAGGUGAUUUACCAAGACCACUGGAUCCCGACUGCGCCGUGGUGCAUGCAAGCGCCAUGGAAACAUUGGGGCGAUGAGAUGCGCGAGGAUAUCUAUGCUUUCAUGGCUUCUGGAAGGGUGCCGGAAAGUGUUGUGAAUGAGCUGGAAGAGAAGGCGACGGAGGAGCUGGGGGGCGCGAGGUAUGGGACGUACAUUCGUCUGCAACGGGUGAUUGCGCGCAAGCGGCAGGGUUGGAUUGCGCCAGAGGUGGUCUUCGAGCAGGAGCGGCUACGUCGGCAGCAGGAGGAGGAGCAGCAACAACAACAAUCUUUCCAAGCCAUGACCAUUUAG
Messenger RNA from Pleurotus ostreatus (oyster mushroom), 516 nucleotides. RefSeq lists its product as uncharacterized. Lineage: Eukaryota; Fungi; Basidiomycota; Agaricomycetes; Agaricales; Pleurotaceae. Bases 1 to 516 code for a protein of 171 amino acids. The record is from RefSeq and is a predicted model, not a curated record. The transcript has 2 exons.